Aureobasidium melanogenum CBS 110374 is the source of this 1233-nucleotide messenger RNA. Its product is annotated as flavohemoglobin. Lineage: Eukaryota; Fungi; Ascomycota; Dothideomycetes; Dothideales; Saccotheciaceae. Bases 1 to 1233 code for a protein of 410 amino acids. Gene Ontology annotation, molecular function: nitric oxide dioxygenase [NAD(P)H] activity; oxygen binding; FAD binding. Gene Ontology annotation, biological process: nitric oxide catabolic process; cellular response to nitrosative stress. The record is from RefSeq and is a predicted model, not a curated record. Gene Ontology annotation, cellular component: intracellular anatomical structure. The transcript is spliced from 2 exons.
AUGUCGUUGACACCAGAUCAAGUCAAGCUUAUCAAAGCGACUGUACCUGUCUUGAAGGAACAUGGUAACACCAUCACCUCUCACUUUUACGACCUACUUCUCAAGGAGAAUCCAUCACUGAACGGCAUCUUCAACCAAACAAAUCAGAAGAAUGGACAUCAAGCUGGUGCACUGGCUGGUAGCUUGUAUGCGUACGCAUCGCAUAUUGAUGACCUAGGCGUGCUCUCCCCAGCGGUUGAGAAGAUUUGCCACAAGCAUGCGAGUAUGUAUGUGCAGCCUGAACAUUACGAUGUCGUGGGAACAUAUCUUUUGCGCGCCAUGGGUGAUGUGCUUGGUGCAGCAUUGACUCCUGAGUUAUUGGAGGCUUGGGGACAGGCUUACUGGCAGUUGGCGAACAUAAUGAUCAAGCAAGAAGACUCACUCUACAAAUCUGCUGCUCCUUGGACAUCCUGGCGCGACUUCCGCAUUGCCAAAAAGGUCCCUGAAUCUGAAGAAAUCACAUCCUUCUACCUGUCUCCUGUAGAUGGAAAGCCCUUGCCUUCUUACCUUCCUGGUCAAUACAUCAGUGUGGCCACCUCAGUACCAUCACUCCACCACGAUCAAAACCGCCAAUACUCACUCUCCACCGCACCAUCUUCUGAACACUACCGCAUCAGUGUAAAGCGCGAAUCUUCUGUUCAAGAAGGAGAUACCACUCACCCAGCCUACAUCUCUAAUAUCCUGCACAAAGACAAGCAACAAGGAGAUAUUCUACAAGUCUCGCAUCCAUACGGAGAAUUCUACGCUGAUCCCAAGGAAGAAGGUACUGGAGCUCUGGUCUUGAUUUCUGCGGGUGUGGGUAUUACUCCCAUGGUUUCUAUCCUCGAUACUUUUGUCCAGGAAAUCAAAGAUCGUAGGAUUAGCUUUGUGCAUGCGACGAGGUCAUCUGAUGUGCAAGCUUUUGGACCGCAUAUCAGGGAUGCUACGUCCAAGCACUCUGGCAUCACUUCUGUCAUCUUCAACAAACAUCCCUCGGCAGAUGCAAAGCAAGGCACAGACUAUGACUUUGCUUGCCGCAUGGACUUGGACAAAGUCGACAAAGAAAAAGAUCUUUGCAUCAGUGACAAGGCAGCUACAUAUUACAUCUGUGGCCCUGGAGGCUUUAUGCGGGAUAUGGGAGAUAAACUCAAGAGUUUCGGAGUUGAUGAGAAGAGAAUCAAGUUGGAAAUUUUCGGAACUGGCAAUUUGUCGUGA